Messenger RNA from Heteronotia binoei (common prickly gecko), 3567 nucleotides. RefSeq names its product cation channel sperm-associated auxiliary subunit gamma-like. Gene Ontology annotation, cellular component: motile cilium; CatSper complex; sperm principal piece. The record is from RefSeq and is a predicted model, not a curated record. Lineage: Eukaryota; Metazoa; Chordata; Lepidosauria; Squamata; Gekkonidae. Bases 19 to 3567 code for a protein of 1182 amino acids. The transcript is spliced from 29 exons.
CCUUUGCAAGGGGGGUCGAUGAUCUGGCAACCCCUCCUCGUCCUCCUCAGCAUCCUGAGGCUUGGCCUUCCUCAAACCGACUGCCAGUUUCGAAUGGUGGUCAAUCGCUUCGAUGCCCUCGGGGGGGACCGGGAGAUAUUCUUUAAGCAGGAGUCUCUGAAGAGCCAGAACGAAAUCUUCAAGAAGCUCGUGGACUCGGCCAUCGACCCAAACGAUAAAGACGCUUUUUACCUGGGAUUUCCGUACUACCUGAAAAUCAACCUGAGCUGCGCCCGUCAGGACUCAGCGAAAGCCAUUCGGAAGGCUCACUACACCGGACUCAUCCCCAUCGUGACCAUUGCGUUCGAAGAGCCUGUCCACUCCGUGCGGCAGAAGCCGGAGCAGCUGGAGAUUGAAAUGAAGGCUGCCCCGUAUAGGAUUUUAGAAAACUGUGACAGCGAGGAGGUUUGCUCGAUGUACUGGUACACCCCCAUGCCGAUCAUGAAUGGCAGCGUGGUGAUGUCGGUGACAGCGAAGACCAACAACCUUGGGUUUAACGUCAACAGGAGAAGGGUCUUCAUGAACAUUAACGGCUACGUGAGAGAAACACACUCAGGCCACGAAUUCACCAUUGGCGAACGGCUGACCAGUUUGAGAGGCUACUUCUCCCUGAACGAAUCCUCGCGCCCCAUGUGGUCCACUUACCAUCAAGCCCCCGUGCUCAUCCUCGGCGGCAUUCCCAACAACAAGAUCAUCGUUCUUUCGGACACAGGCUUUGAGGAUUACUUUCUAAUAGAGGUGGCCAUCGACAGCUGCUGGAUCAGUAGCCGGAAGUGCCCCUGGAAGAAAUUCUCUUCCAGCAUCCUUGACACCAUCGCCACGGAAAGCACCCUUUUCGUCCGCCAGAACCAGCUGGUCUACUACUUCACGGGGAACUACAGCGCCUUGUACAUGAACACCUCGGGGUCUGAGCUGUGGACCCGCAUACUGGCCAAGCAGUGCGUGAGGAAGCUGAACCCGGUGGAUUUCCCAAGGAAUAACACCGAGUUUGUGAUUGCCCUUGGCGGAGGCUGGCAGGAAGGCGAAUUCUUCCUCAUCUCGGUGUCAGACGGGAUUGUGAAGCAUGCCGCGACGAGCAGGAAGUCGGCCUGUACCGUUCUGGGAGGCCACUGUGAACUAUUGUGGGUCAUCUUUGCCAUCGAACAGAACCAUUUCUUUCUGCUGGUAAAAUCGAAAGCAGCACGCAACGGCUCUGUUUACUAUGUCAUGGUGUAUCACCCCGAAACGGAACAUUACGAGGUCCUUUCCACUAUUCCUCAAUUCAUACCUGCGUGUAAGAAACAGUAUUCUUUGAUCUUCGUUUAUGACUGUGCGGGUAAACCCAGGGCCAGCAAGGGGGCACUGGAGAACCUGCAGCACCCUCACCCAAUCUUCCUUUUCACAAAAAGGUACUCGGGUAAACACAAGUGCCCUCUCCCCAUUCCCUUUGCAGCCAACGACCAAGGGUUUGUGUUGCUGAUCGGGCAGGAGAAAUAUACAGAUAUCCCCAUGGUACCCAAGGGCAUCGCCUAUAAUCCCUCCAGCCUCAUCUUCUACAUCUGGGGGAACAUGAUCUUGCAAAGUAACGACUUGAAGAAUUACCUUUACCUCUCCAAUUUCCCCAGCACUUCCUCCAUCAAGUAUUUCGUGCAGUCCUACUCUGGGGAGUACGCCUGCGUGACGGAUGACGAGCAGGUCUGGAUCUCCAACGAAGGCAGCUCCGUCAUCAGGAAGAUCUAUCCGUCCAGGGCGUGGGAGCUGAACAGAAGCUUGCAGAUGAUGAGCGGGUCGUCCAGAUACCAGAUACAAGAGGCGUUGGUCACCGUGUUCUAUGACAGGCACAGCCUGCUAGAGCUGGUUUAUCUAGAGGAUGCCCAUGGCAAAGGAAAGCUGAUCAAGAGGGAAUUCCCGCAGCGGUACAUCCUGACCUACAGCCAUAUAAUCGAAUACCCUCAGCAGGCGUUCUUGCACGAUGGCAAAGACUACAUCAAGUUCAGCCACACCUGCCCGUUUGCCUGGGUGCGCAUAGUGGGUCUGCCACCUCCGCAACGCUUCACCCGGAAGGAGCAUUACCGUGCUGAGCCUCCGGACAUUAUGGAGAGAACGGGCUUCCACGACGAGAGUUCUCUGACUGUCUACCAGGGGCUGGUCUUCCAGCUACUCUGGCUGCACUCGGCUUACAACAGGCCUUACGCAGACCCCGUCCAUGACCCCACGUGGCGCUGGUGGAAGAACAAGAUGGAAGAUGCGCAAUACUAUUCCUAUGUGGCCAGCAACAGGAACUCCUCUGGGGGCAUCUAUGUCAACAUGGCCAACUACGUCAAGGUCUACAACAUGCAGGCGAGCAACGCUCUGCCCGAGAUAAUCUACCUGGACAAGAACAGCGUCUACAACUUUUCCGUGUACUUCAGCAUCAGGACGAAAGAACAGAGCCUGGGGGAGUCAGCGGAAGAAAACUCCCUCGAUUACGUGUGGCUGACCAUCAUCGUCACCCAUCCCGAAUACAUGAACGUGUUCAUGGACAGGAUGGAACUGAUCAGCAGAGGGGCCGUGUUAUAUAAGGUGACGGUUAUGGACGUCGGCGUUUACCCAAUGCAGGAUCUUAGUGGGAAGAAGCUUCUGCAGAGUUCCAUGAUCUUUAGUGUUGCAAAUGCAGUGACCAAGUGCUACGAUUACAGCCCCGUGGGACCAACAGAAAAGGGCUACCGCGUGCUGCCUGUCAUUAUCGGUUGCCCUCCGGCCAGGAGGCUGGCCUUCGACAUCACCGGCACUUUGCAGAACACCACAAGGAAGAACAAGCGCUACUUCGACUGCACGAAUCCGGACCCGGAGAUGCCCUGCUUCUUCUAUAAUGACGUGUUCUACCCUUCCUUUUUGGUCCAAGACAUGGUGACGGGAGACUCAGGCCCGUUCAAGGGAAGCUACAUCUUCAAAAUCAUUGGCGGGGGACCCUAUUCAAAGGAGAAUAUCCGCUACUUCAGCCCGGACGAGAUCUUGCGCUACAACACGAACAAUGUCAGUGAAACAUGGGGUCAGAUCUGGCUCUGUGACGAAACCUCGGGGAAUGAAACAAACGAUGAGGGCUUCCAUAUCCUGAGCGGGUUGGACGCUGGAAUUAUGUGGGUCUGCCGGGAACACUCCCCCUGUUACGACGUCUUGCCUCGAGAUAUGUUGGCUCCUGAUUAUUUCUUUGUGGUCAGAGUGACAAACAGGGGGGUGGACCAAACUACCUAUUGUGACUAUGCCUUGGAGUUCAUCAUCCACGUCCAUGGCCUGCGUCUCAGCCCCAAACGGGCCGUCUUCCUCAUGAAGGUUUCCAUGAGUUCUGUGAUCGGUCUGGUCAUCCUGUACAUGGUGACUUACAUCCUGGCCCCUAGGGUCCAGGCCCUCUGCUCCAGACUUGCCAGGAGGUUCGAGGAAGCAGUGGUUUUACGAACUGGGUCCAGCCUCACCUUCUCGUCUUCAGCGACCAGUUCCCAGAACUACAUCACCACCUUGUCCGAGGCCAGCCUCAGCAGCAGCAUGCCUGUUCAGCAGCAGGAGAAAUAG